UCAAAUGACGUCACUUCCACCCAAACAAACAUUCUCAUUUCCCACAGUCUGAUCCAGCUGCAACUUGAGGUUUCUGAAAUGUUCAUGGCUAAUUCUGACCAAUAAGUAAGUUUUAUGGUUAGAUGAUGAACGCCGCUCUGAAGCACUGGAGGGAGGCGGCCACCCUAAUCUUGGCCGCAGGACACAGACUCGGCGCGGACAGUUUAUUGCCAAGGACACCGCCGUCCGUUUCUCUUCGCUCUCCGUCAGAGAGCAGCGGCGAGUGGGCACAGCCGCCGCUCAGGUCCCGUUUUGACUAUGACGUUCUGCUGCUCAAACGAAGCGCUAAGAGCGGAUUCAUGCCCAACGCCUAUGUAUUUCCGGGCGGCGUUCUGGACCCCUCCGACUUCUCGGGUGACUGGCUGGACAUUUUUAAGCCUUUCUCCAGCUGCCCAAACUUUGGUUUGAGACAAACAAAACAGCCCGUGGAGACCAGACCCGCCAUUUUUGCCACAGACCGACUGAAGCUGGGUUCUCCCAUCCCGGGGGACGUCGCCCUGCGGAUCUGCGCUUUGCGGGAGACGUUUGAAGAAUCUGGGGUGCUGCUGGUUGUUCCAAAAGCGGAAGUGAAAAGCUUCAAGGAUGAUUGUCCUAGUAAACACUACAAAGAGCCUCCGUUCUCCGUAAAUGAACUCUCACAGUGGAGGGCUCUGGUGAAUCAAAACCCGACCAACUUCAUCCGGAUGUGCAGGGAGUUGGAGGUGCUGCCCAACAUCUGGGCCUUACACGAGUGGGCCAACUGGAUCACCCCCGUCGGCAUUUAUGGUCGCAGGUUCGACACCGCCUUCUUUCAGUGCUGCCUGCAAGAGAUUCCGCACACUAUCCAAGAUGAGAAGGAAAUUGUUGAUUUUCAGUGGUCCACUCCUUCAGAGAUCCUGCAGUGCUACCAGGAGAGGCAGAUGUGGAUGGCUCCUCCUCAGUUCUAUGAACUCAGCCGCAUGUGUUGUCUCCCCCGUCUUAAUGACCUCCACAGCUUUGCGUACAAGCGUGCAGUAGAAGGCUGUGAACGGUGGCUGCCCGUGGCUUUACUGGAAAAUGAGCAAUAUAUAUCCCUGCUGCCAGGUGACAAACAAUACCCGCAAGACACUUCAGGGCAGAUGGAAGCUGAUAGAACUCCAGACCAUGAGCUGAACAAUCCUGAAAAACAGUCUGCCCUGCACCGCAUGACAAUCAAAGACUCCUACACCACAGCUCUGCAUGUCACCAUCAAGCCCAAGUACAAACACUUGCUCCCCGUAAUGGAGCCAGCCUCACCACAAGGAACGAAAAGUCAACUGUGACCCACUCUUCAGUUCUAACAAGAUAUGAUUGUGGAAGACAUUUAAUUUGAAUAGAAUGAAUGCUGUCAUAACCAAAAACUCAGUAUCUUUAAAUUUAUAUUUAAAAUGAGUAAAAUCUACUUUUAAAAGUUGUUUUUCAUAAAUCUCUAUUCAGCUUUUCAUUUCAAAAAUGUCAUGUUUUACAUUCUUAAUAGGGAAUGGUGCAAAACAUGUAUACAGUCUAAGCUAAUAUAAUGUCCUUUAAAUGAAUAAUAUUGCUCUCAGUGGGAUUCCAUAAGUCAGAGAUGGAGGCUCGGCACGGCUCCUACCUUUUUACAUGUCUUUGUGUGUGUGUGUGUGUGUUGGGGGGGGGGGGGGGGGGGUCAUCCUUGCUCAUUGCAGUACACUGACUGAGAAGUCCUGGCUGGGGGACAUGAAAAAUAGAACAUCAAUGGGGGACCUUUAUGUGUGGAGUUUGCAUGUUCUCCCCGUGCAUGCGUGGG
This is a messenger RNA of Oryzias latipes (Japanese medaka), 1801 nucleotides long. RefSeq names its product nudix (nucleoside diphosphate linked moiety X)-type motif 19 (gene nudt19). Gene Ontology annotation, cellular component: mitochondrion. The record is from RefSeq and is a predicted model, not a curated record. Gene Ontology annotation, molecular function: hydrolase activity, acting on acid anhydrides, in phosphorus-containing anhydrides. NCBI's taxonomy places the organism in Eukaryota, Metazoa, Chordata, Actinopteri, Beloniformes, Adrianichthyidae.